ACCACAUUCCCUGCAUGUGGGAUCAACCCCAAAGAAAAAUGGCUCGUGUCGACUGCUUUGCAACGCUUAAAUACAAUCAAAGGUAUUGACUUCUAUCUACCUAGCCCACCACACGCACGACCUUGUCUUCGCUACCCGCUCAGUCACCAUGUCGAAUGUUGAGGAACCAACAACCACCGCUAAAGCACCGUUCGACAAUCCUGACGGAGACAUCAUCCUCCGUUCAACCCCUGACCAUGUCGACUUCCAUACUUUCAAAGCCAUUCUUUCGCUCGUGUCACCUGUGUUCAAAGACAUGUUCACGCUACCUCAAAAUGAUUUGCAGUCGGGCGUAUCGUCUGUAUCUGUCAUUCCUGUGGCUGAGAGCAGCACAACCCUCGAAUCCCUUCUUCUACUCUGCUAUCCUGCCGCAAAUCCAACCUUUGAUAGCUUAGAUAAUGCAAAGGCUGCGAUGGAGGCAGCCAAGAAGUAUGACAUGCAAGCGGUCCUCGACCAUGCAGCAGAUCUCGCAAUGUCCCAGUUCUUACCAACUCACUUUCUUGAGCUAUACGCUCUCUCUUGCCGAUUCGGAUGGCAGCAUCAUGCACAGAUAACUGCUCUCCGGGCUCUUGAGAUUAAAAAUCUAGGACGUCCCAGCACCGAGUUUGGAAGUAUGCGGGACAUUACCGCUUUGGAUCAUCACAGGCUCCUCAUAUACCAUUAUGCAUGCGGCGUCGCUGCCCAAGCAGUCGGAAACUCUCUUGCCUGGCUGGAGUCAACCAUUUCAUCCAAAACUAUGCCAAUGUGGUCCCCCAGCUCGAAGGACCUGGUAUGCUCUUGCAGAAGUCAGACGGGUCUUAAGAUGCUCCAAGUUGCAGACUUUGGAAAUCUGAAGAUCACUCAAUGGUUUAAUGAAUAUCUGGUUUCGAGCGGGAAGGAGUUGUGGGAAAGACCUUGCGAGUCGACCAUAAGGGAGUCGGCUGCUUACAAUCGCGCGAUAACCGAAGCGACAAAGUGCAGCGCUUGCCGCAGCACGGUCGUCGAGAGUAUGGAUAGAUUCCGUGCUUGGUAUAUCGCACAAGUUAGAAAGGUGGUUACAACCGUGGAAUUGGCAACUUCUUAAACAAUUCGCUGCAAUGCUGUCGUGUUGUUACCCAGGCUGUAGAGCCGUAUGAUUGCUGAGUGACUGUUGGGACACGUAUUUAUGCAGGGAUGGCGAACACCAAUAUGAUCAAGGGCUGUUCUUGGAG
Molecule: messenger RNA, 1229 nt
Organism: Suillus subaureus
Lineage: Eukaryota; Fungi; Basidiomycota; Agaricomycetes; Boletales; Suillaceae
Exons: 4
Coding region: 149-1102 (317 amino acids)
Molecular function (GO): protein binding
Source: RefSeq, a predicted model, not a curated record